Molecule: messenger RNA, 15944 nt
Organism: Haliotis rufescens (red abalone)
Lineage: Eukaryota; Metazoa; Mollusca; Gastropoda; Lepetellida; Haliotidae
Product: G surface protein, allelic form 156-like
Exons: 144
Coding region: 178-14166 (4662 amino acids)
Source: RefSeq, a predicted model, not a curated record
ACCCUGGCGACGGCAAAAGAGAUGCUAUUCUGUUAAGGCUGUCCACGGCAGACAGCGUGUAUUACUCUAGAAGAGACAGUUUCAACCAGAGCGUUAAUAAUUCCAGUUAGUUUUGUUCUGUUCAUACAUUACCUGUCGCAGCAGUCGACAUUGACGAUUCUCACCUUUCCAGGUGAAAUGAACUUACAGAUGAAGAACAGUGUUUUCUCUCUCGUCCUAAUUGCAGUACUGGCAGUGGGAGCUGAUGGGGCGUCGUGUGACGAGUGUUGGGCGACUUACGAUGCUGCAACCAAGACAUGCCCUGUUGCCUAUGCCUUCAUUACGUGUAUGGAGGAUGCCGUAAAUCCCGGAUGUCCAACAACGGGUCUCAACAUGGCUUCGUUUAUUGGACAAAUUGGAGGCUGUGCUCAGACCGCCCUGUGUACCUGUCAAAAAGACCACCUCCUUCGGUGGUCCCAGGGUACACCCAGUCUAUGCGAGAGUGAGAAGCAGAAACUUGGAUGUAUUGGUGGAGUGACAGAUGCGGCGUGCGACACCACUACCAAAGGCCACACUAUAGCCACUUCCACAGAAACAGACAUCAAUGCUAUUGGAGGCUGUGCAGCAGGGUUCACGGACACGUGUCAGUGUGAGAAGACUUACGCCCUCGCGGAUAUCUCCGUCACGACCACCAGAUGCACUGUAAAGAAAACGUUUGUGGAUUGCCUCAAAGACAAAACUGCUGCGACUUGUAAGGCGAGUGAAACAGUUAUCUCCCUUGCAACAACUGUUGGUAGUACCAUCGGAACUGAUUGUACAGGUUUCACUUCCUCAGCCUGUUCCUGUGAGCUGGAGUAUGCCAAGGCUGACAUAUCCUCGGACGCAAACAUAUGCACCGCUCAACUGAAUCUGGUAUCCUGCCUGAAGGGUAAGACGGGUGCAGGAUGUAUAGGGGGCACCACCCACUCCCUGGCCACCACCGCCUUCGACACCACCAUCCCUGCUAUCGCCUCAUGUGCUAAAACUGAUACCUGUACAUGCGAGGCCACGUAUGCGAAGACUGACAUCUCAUCUGAUCAUUGCAGUGCGAUGAAGACCUUUGUGAACUGCCUGAAAGACAAAUCAGAAGCUACUUGCAAAAGUGGCGACACAGUCAUAAGCCUCGCAACUGCUAUUGAAACUCCAAUCGGGACUGGGUGUACAGAUUUUGCUACAUCAGCUUGUUCCUGUGAGUUGGGGUAUGCCAAGGCUGAUGUGUCCUUACCGGCCGCUAGAUGCACGGCUCAACUGAAUCUGGUAUCCUGCCUGAAGGGGAAGACAGGUGCUGGGUGUACUGCUGGCACAGCCAGCACCUUGGCCACCACCGCCGUCGACACCACCAUCCCUGCUAUCGUCUCAUCAGGAACUGCCUGUGCUCUGACGGUCACCUGUACAUGCGAGGCUAACUACGCCAAGGCUGACAUUUCUUCCGAUACUAAUCACUGCACUGCGAUGAAGACCUUUGUGAACUGCCUGAAAGACAAAACAGAAGCUACUUGCAAAAGUGGCGACACAGUCAUCAGCCUCGCAACUGCUAUUGAAACUCCAAUCGGGACUGGGUGUACAGAUUUUGCUACAUCAGCUUGUUCCUGUGAGUUGGGGUAUGCCAAGGCUGAUGUGUCCUUACCGGCCGCUAGAUGCACGGCUCAACUGAAUCUGGUAUCCUGCCUGAAGGGGAAGACAGGUGCUGGGUGUACUGCUGGCACAGCCAGCACCUUGGCCACCACCGCCGUCGACACCACCAUCCCUGCUAUCGUCUCAUCAGGAACUGCCUGUGCUCUGACGGACACCUGUACAUGCGAGGCUAACUACGCCAAGGCUGUCAUUUCAUCGGAUGCUAAUCACUGCACAGCACUUGGGACAUUUGUGGCGUGUCUGAAGACAAAGACUGUUACUGGCUGCAUGGGCACUUCAGUGACGGCUCUCGGCCUUUCCGCAGAGACAGCAUACGGUACCCUGUCAUCUCAGUGCGCUAUUACCACCAAAACGUGUGGCUGUGAAGUUGCCUAUGUCAAGAUGCCAUACUCUUCAGAUGGCGAGAAGUGCACAGCUGAGAUGACUCUCGUGUCGUGUCUCAAAGGUAAAGAGCCCGCAGAUAUGAGUUGUGAUGGUGCAUCCACUUCUAUUGCCCUAGCAACUACAGCAGGGGGACAAUUUGGCACAAUUACGUCUUGUUCUCCAACUGACACAUGCACGGCUUGCGAGCUGGGGUAUGCUAAGGCUACCAUCAACGAUCCUACAAACAAGUGCUCGGCUUUGGCAGCAUAUAUUGGAUGUCUGCGAACAAAAACAGCGGCUGGCUGUGUGAGCACCGACACUGUGUCCACCUUAGCGGCAACAGCUGAAACAGAUUUCAAGGCCACCAGCUGCACUGUAACACCCACGUGUCAGUGUGAGAUUGACUAUGCCAAGGCAACCAGAACGUCGGACGCCGAUAAAUGCACCGCAAGUAAGACUCUCGUAAAAUGCUUGGAAGGGAAGACCGAUGUAUCGUGUGAUACUACUACAAAGCCUUCAGAUCUUGCAGAGAUGGCGGAGACUACAAUGACAGGCAUCGCUAGCUGUCUUUCCGACACGUGCCAGUGUGAGGUCGAUUACGUCAAAGCAGACCACACGGUUUCAGGAAACAUUUGCGGAGCAAAGACAGACUUCGUGGAUUGUAUGUCCCAGUCAUUUGCAGUAGGCUGCGACGGAAGUAAACGACAUGUCAUUGCCCAAGCCUUGGACUUAGCCGCAUGCCCUGCACGCUCGGGUGUAUGCGCCUGUCAGGAGACAUAUGCCAAGGUAGACAACACGGACCUGACUGCCCAUUGCACCGCAAUUAAGGCUCAUCUGGACUGCUUGAACACUGAGGUUGCUACAGCAGCCUGCAAGGCAGCUACAACUGUCCAGACACUGGCAGCUCUCAUGGAAACACAGAGAGGGACGACGUCCGGCUGUGCCACCCUGACGUCAACUUGUCAAUGUCAAGUCAAUUACCUGAAACACACACGCUCAAAUGAUCCAGAAACGUGCACCGCUAGCAAGGUGCGGCUGGAUUGUCUGAUGACGGCAAAGGACAAUGCAUGUGAUGGCACAACUCCAAGGAACACCCUUGUCACGGCUGUAAAAACACCUCCAACCUCUUGCACGUUCAUGGCUACCUGCACUGGUUGCAUGAUUCCUUAUGGCGAGGCUGCAUAUACAGAUGCUACGGCUCAUUGUGGGUCGCUGAAAACAUUAAUGCAAUGCCUUGAUGACAAAACAAUCUUCACCGACACCGGCUGUGAUGACACCAAGACCAUAAGUGUGCUCGUAAACAGCUUUUCUUCAGAUGUGGCGGCAUGUACAUUGUCUGCAACUUGUACAUGCCAGGUGAAUUACAUGAAAUCUCCGGGAGCAACAGCCGCCGAUAAAUGCACAGCUUUAACAACUAAGAUGCAUUGUCUCGACAAAACUGCGGAGACCUCUUGUGACGGCACCAAGCGAAGAGAUGAAGUCGCUACUGCAGUUGAUACAGCCAUUGUUGAUGGCGGCACUAUACCGUUAUCGGCAUCAUGUAGAACAGAUAUCACGGCUACAUGCGACUGCCAAACAACUUACGCCAAAACUAACCCGACUGGAGACUGUGCGGCUUUGUACGCGAAAAUCGAGUGUAUUGUUGGGGGUAAAACUUCUGCCUGUUUGACGAGCGAGAAACCAGUCGCAGUCGCCACUGAAACCGUCAGUGAUAUAAACACCCUCGGAGCCAGUUGUACAGGCACGGAGAAGGAUACCUGUACCUGCCAGAAAACAUUAGCCCUAGUGGAUAUCCUGCUUGGAGAUACACAACAUUGCACUGCUCUAGUGGCAGCGCUGUUGUGUCUGAAGGGGAAGACGAACACUGGCUGUAAUGUGGCGACAGUGGACGGGCUGGACGUCCAGUGGAAGAAGGAUAUAGAUACAAUCGGUACAACAAACUGCGCUCAGUCCGAUACAUGCGUCUGUGAGGUAGCCUACGCAAAGUCUGAUUUGUCCGAUCUGCAAAAGAAAUGCGAUGCGUGGCUAGUAGAGUUAGGCUGUCUAAGAACAACAACUGCUGUAGGUUGUGACGGAUCCUCAACAAAAGCGGAGAUCGACACAGCAAUCAAAACAAAAAUGAACGCUGCAACAUCGGUUGGCGGUGCAACUAGCGACAAAUGUACUACCAAUCCAGUUUGCCUAUGUGAAAUCGCUUACGCUGUUGCCCUCAAAGAUACCGAUGCAAACAAAUGCACCGCUUUGAAAACCUACGUGUCAUGUUUGGCUGGCGAGACAGUCAGUGGUUGUGACGGCACUACAAAGCCAUGGGACUUGGCUGCAGCUGCUAAGUCUUCCCUUGACACUAUCGGUACCACUAACUGUCCUUUGACUACAACGUGUUUAUGUGAAAUAGACUAUGCAUCGACUGUCAUCGACGAUGACACUAAAAAGUGCAGCGCUCUGAAGACCAACUUGGACUGUGUUAUUAAGUCAUCAACUGCAUCGUGUGAUGGAACGGCUCGUCACACCUAUGCCGGUAGUAUUAAGAGCGCCAUGGAUGGUACAACAGGCUGCCCUGCCACUUAUGCAAGUGCCGGAAUUUGUAAAGAUUGUGUGAUUCCUUUUGCCCCAGCAGCAACAACAUGCACUACACUAGGGACUUAUUACCAGUGCCUGUACGAUACGACAGAUACUACCGGAUGCGGGGGUUCUAAGACCAUCAAAACACUGGUUGAGGACCAGGCAACGCAUGAAACAGAUUUACCGUGCACCCUUGAAGACGUGUGCCAAUGUCAGGUCAACUUCAUGAAGUCGUCAUCUGUCCUGUGCGAUUCUCUGAAAGUAGUGAUGAACUGCCUCUGGGCGUGCUCCUCUACAGCCUGUGAUGGAACUGCCAAGAGAAACAGCGUGGCCACAACAGCUAAUGCAAAAAUAGAUCCAACUUGUACAGGAUCAUUGUCUGAGGUUUGCAAGUGCCAAAUCGCUUACACAAUAGUUGACCCGACCACCGACCACUGUGGGGAGUUAAAGAAACAGUUUGCAUGUCUGGAGGGGAAAACUGGAACAGGUUGUGAAACGAGUAGAACCCUGAAACUGGUGGCUGAAGGAGGGAAUACAAAGUUUGGGACCGAUUCUUGUGCUGCAGGAGCAACAGCCGCUUGUGAAUGCCAGAUAGCGUAUUUGAUCGCCGAUGUCACUGGAGCCAACAAGUGCACAGAGACGGAGAAGAAGAUAGCAUGUUUGUAUGCAACAACAACAGCGAGCUGUGAUGCCGCCGUCCCGAGAACGACCAUCAUGUCCAACACAGACAACACUUGCAGUAAAACAAGUAGCUGUUCUUGCCAGAGAGCAUACGGUAUUGACACAACCAGCGCAAAUGAGUGCACCGCCCAAAAAGGCGUGGUUACAUGUCUGAGGUCGACAACUGACACUGGAUGCACAGGAGAGACUGCCUUCACCAAGACAAGAACUCAACUCGGCUCCGGUCUAGAGACGUAUCUUCAAUCAGGCACAUGUAGUGCGGGUUUGACUGACACCUGUCAGUGCCAGAUUGACUACGCCAAGGCAUCAGUGGAUCCUGCAGCCAACAAAUGCACGGCUCUGAAGGCCCUCAUUGUGUGUUUGGCUGACAAGACAGCCGCGGCUUGUGAUGGAUCCACGUUACCUUCAGCGUUGGCGGAUGCUGCACACACAGACAUAAAGGCCGACACUGCUUGUGUUGUUUCAAGCACAUGCGAAUGUGAAAUCGCUUAUGCAAAGACAGACAUAUCCUCCAAUAAAUGCACCGCUCAGCGAACCAAGAUGGAGUGCCUGUACAAAUCUGAAACCCUGGGCUGUGAUGGAACAACUAAGAGGAAUGCUUUGGUUGAUGGUUUCAAGGCUGAUUUGGUAUCAGGAGCUUGUGCUGCUGAAACGUCCGAUGUCUGCAAACUCUGUAUGAUCCCUUAUGCAGCAGUAGACCCCGCUGGAGAUAAAUGCGGCGCCCUGAAGACAUUUCUUGGUUGUUUGGACACGAAGACAGCAUCUUUAACAAGCUGUGACGUUUCACAAACCAUCAUUCAGCUUGCUACAGCUGCUAACCAAGCGGUGACGGACACGGCAUCCUGUACCGCUACGGACACUUGCAGCUGUACAGUUGUCUACUUGAAAACUGCAAGAGCUGAUGAUACUGCGGAAUGCAGUGCUUUAAAGACCAAGAUGGACUGCCUUGUGACGACAACUGGUAUUGCAUGUGAUGGAACAGCCCGCCACACCUAUGCGGGUACUGUUAGUACAGCCAUGGAUGGUGUCACGUCCUGCCCUUCCACCUAUCCUUCUGGGUCUAUAUGCAAGGAAUGUGUGAUUCCAAUGGCAACAACAGCUGCAACAUGCGCGGCCUUGGAGACAUACUACCACUGUUUGUACACGGCGGCAGGCACUACCAGCUGUGAUGGUUCUAAAAAUAUAAAAACACUCGCCGAUGACCAAGCCACGCAAGAUAACUCUUUAUCAUGCAUUUCACCUCGCCGGGACGUGUGCACCUGUCAGGUCGCCUUCUUGAAAUCCACAGCUGCACUAUGCGACUCUCUAAAAGUUCUGAUGAACUGUCUGUGGGCUGGAACAGCUACUGGUUGUGAUAAUACUGCUACGAGAAAUGCUGUGGCGACAACAGCUGAUGGGAAAAUAGAUACUACAUGUAGAGGCACAUUAAGUGAUGUUUGUGUAUGCCAGGUCGCCUACGCCAAAGCGGACAUGACCACUGGUCACUGCGCCGCUCUGAUUGCACAGUUUGCAUGUCUGGAGAGCAAAACUGGAACAGGUUGUGAAGCAAGCAGAACCCUGAAACAGGUGGCUGAAGAAGGGAACACAAAGUUUGGAAGUGGAACGUGUUCAACGACAGACACAUGCGUAUGUCAAAAGGCUUAUUUGAUUGCCGACGUUAGCGGGGCAAACAAAUGCACAGAGACGGAGAAGAAGAUAGCCUGUUUGUAUGCAACAACAACAGCGAGCUGUGAUUCCGCCGUCCCGAGAACGACCAUCAUGUCCAACACAGACGACACUUGCAGUAAAACAAGUAGCUGCUCCUGCCAGAGAGCAUACGGUAUUGACACAACCAGCGCCGACGAGUGCGCCGCCCAAAAAGGCGUGGUUACAUGUCUGAGGUCGACAACUGACACUGGAUGCACAGGAGAGACUGCCUUCACCAAGACAAGAGCUCAACUCGGCACAGAUCUAGAGACGUAUCUUCAAUCAGGCACAUGUAGUGCGGGCUUGACUGACACCUGUCAGUGCCAGAUUGACUACGCCAAGGCAUCAGUGGAUCCUGCAGCCAACAAAUGCACGGCUCUGAAGGCCCUCAUUGUGUGUUUGGCUGACAAGACAGCCGCGGCUUGUGAUGGAUCCACGUUACCUUCAGCGUUGGCGGAUGCUGCACACACAGACAUAAAGGCCGACACUGCUUGUGUUGUUUCAAGUACAUGCGAAUGUGAAAUCGCUUAUGCAAAGACAGACAUAUCCUCCAAUAAAUGCACCGCUCAGCGAACCAAGAUGGAGUGCCUGUACAAAUCUGAAACCCUGGGCUGUGAUGGAACAACUAAGAGGAAUGCUUUGGUUGAUGGUUUCAAGGCUGAUUUGGUAUCAGGAGCUUGUGCUGCUGAAACGUCCGAUGUCUGCAAACUCUGUAUGAUCCCUUAUGCAGCAGUAGACCCCGCUGGAGAUAAAUGCGGCGCCCUGAAGACAUUUCUUGGUUGUUUGGACACGAAGACAGCAUCUUUAACAAGCUGUGACGGUUCACAAACCAUCAUUCAGCUUGCUACAGCUGCUGACCAAGCGGUGACGGACACGGCAUCCUGUACCGCUACGGACACUUGCAGCUGUACAGUUGUCUACUUGAAAACUGCAAGAGCUGAUGAAACUGCGGAAUGCAGUGCUUUAAAGACCAAGAUGGACUGCCUUGUAACGACAACUGGUAUUGCAUGUGAUGGAACAGCCCGCCACACCUAUGCGGGUACUGUCAGUACAGCCAUGGAUGGUGUCACGUCCUGCCCUUCCACCUAUCCUUCUGGGUCUAUAUGCAAGGAUUGUGUGAUUCCAAUGGCAACAACAGCUGCAACAUGCGCGGCCUUGGAGACAUACUACCACUGUUUGUACACGGCGGCAGGCACUACCAGCUGUGAUGGUUCUAAAAAUAUAAAAACACUCGCCGAUGACCAAGCCACGCAAGAUAACUCUUUAUCAUGCAUUUCACCUCGCCGGGACGUGUGCACCUGUCAGGUCGCCUUCUUGAAAUCCACAGCUGCACUAUGCGACUCUCUAAAAGUUCUGAUGAACUGUCUGUGGGCUGGAACAGCUAAUGGUUGUGAUAAUACUGCCACGAGAAAUGCUGUGGCGACAACAGCUGAUGGGAAAAUAGAUACUUCAUGUAGAGGCACAUUAAGUGAUGUUUGUGUAUGCCAGGUCGCCUACGCCAAAGCGGACAUGACCUGCGACGCCCUGAUUGCACAGUUUGCAUGUCUGGAGAGCAAAACUGGAACAGGUUGUGAAGCAAGCAGAACCCUGAAACAGGUGGCUGAAGAAGGGAACACAAAGUUUGGAAGUGGAACGUGUUCAACGACAGACACAUGCGUAUGUCAGAAGGCGUAUUUGAUUGCCGACGUUAGCGGGGCAAACAAAUGCACAGAGACGGAGAAGAAGAUAGCCUGUUUGUAUGCAACAACAUCAGCGAGCUGUGAUUCCGCCGUCCCGAGAACGACCAUCAUGGCCAACACAGACAACACUUGCAGUAAAACAAGUAGCUGUUCCUGCCAGAGAGCAUACGGUAUUGACACAACCAGCGCCAAUGAGUGCACCGCCCAAAAAGGCGUGGUAACAUGUCUGAGGUCGACAACUGACACGGGAUGUACAGGAGAGGCUGCUUUCACCAAGACAAGAACUCAACUCGGCACAGAUCUAGAGACGUAUCUUACAUCAUCCACAUGUUCUGCGGGCUUGACUGACACCUGUCAAUGCCAGAUUGACUACGCCAAGGCAUCAGUGGAUCCAGCAGCCAACAAAUGCACAGCACUUGGGGCACUUAUUUUAUGUUUGGCGGGCAAGACUGCAAUGGCUUGUGAUGGAACCACGAAGCCUUCUGCGCUUGCCACAACAGCUCACAACGACAUGCAGACAGGAAGCUGCCCAAUCACGGACACGUGUUUGUGUCAGAUCACCUACGCUAAGGUGGAUGUCUCUAUCACAGCGAACAAGUGCCUGGGCCUCUUCGAUCAGAUGGAGUGCGUGUUCAAAUCGAUUGCAGUGGGAUGUGACGGAACUACGAAACGCAAGGCGGUUGGGGAGGGGUUGGUUACUGCCCUAGGAACCUGUUCCACUACUUCGGAUGUGUGUUCAUCCUGUAUCUACGCCUAUGCACGAGUGGAUGUAGAAGUUUCGUCUGACAAGUGCAGUGGUUUGGGCGCAUUCCUCCAUUGUCUAGACGGGAAGACGGCCGCGAGCUGCAAGUCUACGAGUCCAGAUUCAAUCGCUACAUUAGCGACCUAUGCCAAGACCGAAAUCACUAAAACUGGAUCCACUUGUGCCGCAUUAACAGACACAUGUGAGUGCCAGUACACUUUCCUCACCACCGCCAAUUCUGCUACAACUUGCAGUGAACAUGCCAAGAGAAUGGAAUGCAUUGUGAAAGCAACUGGGAUGGCUUGUGAUGGGUCAAGCCCGCGUUCAGUCUAUGCCACGAAUAUUGCCGAACCAAAACUACAAGAUGUCAGUGGUUGCAAACCCAGUUUGACUGAUACGUGCACAGCGUGCCAGGUCGUGUACGCUAAGGGAGCGAGUGAUACUCAGGCAAACAGAUGCGCUGCAUUGAAAUUGUACUUCCACUGCUUAGACUCCAAGACUGCCCUUAGUUGUUUCGGCUCCAAGUCUGUAACAACUCUUGCCGUUGAAGCCAACACACGUGCGACCAGCGACACCUGUACUCUAGGCGCAACAUGCCAAUGUCAAGCAACUUUCCUCAUGGCAGACAAAGCUACUACGGCAAAAACAUGCACUGCGAACAAGGACAAGUUGAGUUGUUUGGCAGUCAGUUUUGACGAUGCUUGUGAUGGUACAGCAACAAGGGACUCUGUAGCAGUUACAACAAAUACAGCUCUUGGAACGUGCGGAAGUUUAAACACAAUCUGCACUUGUGAGAAAACCUAUGCUGUUGAAGCUUUUACUGACGACACAGUGCAUUGCACUAACCUAAAGACUGCUGCAGACUGCUUGGAAGGUUUGUCCGGAGGAGGGUGUGGCACCACUGCCACUGCAGGCACAUUUGCUACAAGUGUUCUCGCGAAGAUAAACGCUAUAUCAUCAUGCGUACUUUCCGACACAUGUACGUGCCAAAUAGGUUUCAUCGCCUCUGAUGUCAGCACGCCUGUUUUGAAAUGCACGGCUCUUGAGAAGGAGGCAGGAUGUGUGUACGAGGCUACUGGUGCCUCUUGUGUCGCAACCGUCCCUAAAACAACCACGUUGGCAUCUGUUGGGUCAUCCAUCACCACAGCCUCUUGCACUGUGCCCAGCACAUGCUCAUGCCAGAUUACUUAUGGAAGUUCAACAGAUGCUGAUUGCACGAAGAAGUUUCAGCUGAUUGGAUGUCUACAAACGACAGCGGAUGAUGGAUGUAGGGGGCACACCACCGUACAGACGCGAACCCUUCUAGCUACAAGUGUUGAGAAUGCUGGCGCCUGUGUUAAAACCGCCGCAUGCACGUGUCAAAUCAAUUAUGCCAAGGCUGAUGUGACUGGAGCCAACAAGUGCACCGAACAGAAGAAGCUUGCUGUAUGUUUGGGAGCAACAACAACCGAUGGCUGCAAUGGAGGCAAUACUCACACCCUAGCUGCCACAGCGGUGGCGGUCAUCAAUGGCAUAGCUAGCUGUGCUCCUGCUGCCAUGGAGACGUGUAAAUGUGAACUGGAGUUUGCUGUUGCAGACAGGAGUAACAGCGCUGGCAUGUGCAGUGCGGCUAAGAAUCUCCUGCAUUGUCUGACGUUUACCACUGAUGCUGGAUGUACCCAAACUAGAACUGCCGUAGCUAAUGCUGCAAAGGCUGCUAUCGCUGCCCUUGAAAGUGCUUCCUCGGGAUCUUGUCCUUUAACAUCGAGCUGUACAUGUCAACAGACGUUUGUGACGGCCACCCCCUUCAGCAGCGAAAGCGAGAGAUGCUUGGAGUACAAGACGCUGGCUGUUUGUCUGGGGAACAACAACGAUGCGGCAUGUGAUGGUUCCACAAGCAAGAAUGCCCUUGUUACGUCGGUUGAAGCUAAAGCUAAAGCAAUCUCCAGCUGCAGCACAGGGCUCAGCGCAUCUACCUGUCAGUGUGAAAUCAACUACGCCAAAACUGAUACCAGUGACAAUCCCAAGAAGUGCAGCGCCUACAACACAAUGCUGACCUGCAUGUUCAGCUCUACCGGUGCCUCUUGUAUUGGAACGGCAAAGACCACGUUCGUGACGACAACCGAUGAUGCUGUGAAAUCAGGAGCACUGAGCUGUCCAGCUCAAACAGGAGAAUGUACCUGCACUGUGGCAUACGCCAAAAUAGACAUUGGCGCCGCCAGUAACGCUGACAAAUGCAGUGCUGCGCAAGACCUCCUGGGAUGUAUUAUUGGAAAGACGGGUACUGGUUGUGACGGAACGCAGGCAGCUGCAACCAUCCUGGCCACAGCUGAGAACGGCAUUGCACAAACCGUUGCAGCUGGACACAGCUGCGCGCUGAGCGAGAGUUGCAAGUGUGAAGUGACAUUCGGCAAAGCUGACACAACGAAUGAUGCUGCUAAGUGCUCUGCGAACAAGGACAAGUUGAGUUGUUUGGCAGUCAGUUUUGACGAUGCUUGUGAUGGUACAACAACAAGGGACUCUGUAGCAGUUACAACCAAUGCAGCUCUUGGAACAUGCGGAAGUUUAAACACAAUCUGCACUUGUGAGAAAAACUAUGCUGUUGAAGCUUUUACUGACGACACAGUGCAUUGCAAUAAACUAAAGACUGCUGCAGACUGCUUGGAAGGUUUGUCCGGAGGAGGGUGUGGCACCACUGCCACUGCAGGCACAUUUGCUACAAGUGUUCUCGCGAAGAUAAACGCUAUAUCAUCAUGCGUACUUUCCGACACAUGUACGUGCCAAAUAGGUUUCAUCGCCGCUGAUGUCAGCACGCCUGCUUUGAAAUGCACGGCUCUUGAGAAGGAGGCAGGAUGUGUGUACGAGGCUACUGGUGCCUCUUGUGUCGCAACCGUCCCUAAAACAACCACGUUGGCAUCUGUUGGGUCAUCCAUCACCACAGCCUCUUGCACUGUGCCCAGCACAUGCACAUGUCAGAUUACUUAUGGAAGUUCAACAGAUCCUGAUUGCACGAAGAAGUUUCAGCUGAUUGGAUGUCUACAAACGACAGCGGAUGAUGGAUGUAGGGGGCACACCACCGUACAGACGCGAACCCUUCUGGCUACAAGUGUUGAGAAUGCUGGCGCCUGUGUUAAAACCGACGCAUGCACGUGUCAAAUCAAUUAUGCCAAGGCUGAUGUGACUGGAGCCAACAAGUGCACCGAACAGAAGAAGCUUGCUGUAUGUUUGGGAGCAACAACAACCGAUGGCUGCAAUGGAGGCAAUGCUCACACCCUAGCUGCCACAGCGGUGGCGGUCAUCAAUGGCAUAGCUAGCUGUGCUCCUGCUGCCAUGGAGACGUGUAAAUGUGAACUGGAGUUUGCUGUUGCAGACAGGAGUAACAGCGCUGGCAUGUGCAGUGCGGCUAAGAAUCUCCUGCAUUGUCUGACGUUUACCACUGAUGCUGGAUGUACCCAAACUAGAACUGCCGUAGCUGAUGCUGCAAAGGCUGCUAUCGCUGCCCUUGAAAGUGCUUCCUCAGGAUCUUGUCCUUUAACAUCGAGCUGUACAUGUCAACAGACGUUUGUGACGGCCACCCCCUUCAGCAUCGAAAGCGAGAGAUGCUUGGAGUACAAGACGCUGGCUGUUUGUCUGGGGAACAACAACGAUGCGGCAUGUGAUGGUUCCACAAGCAAGAAUGCCCUUGUGACGUCGGUUGAAGCUAAAGCUAAAGCAAUCUCCAGCUGCAGCACAGGGCUCAGCGCAUCUACCUGUCAGUGUGAAAUCAACUACGCCAAAACUGAUACCAGUGACAAUCCCAAGAAGUGCAGCGCCUACAACACAAUGCUGACCUGCAUGUUCAGCUCUACCGGUGCCUCUUGUAUUGGAACGGCAAAGACCACGUUCGUGACGACAACCGAUGAUGCUGUGAAAUCAGGAGCACUGAGCUGUCCAGCUCAAACAGCAGAAUGUAUCUGUACUGUGGCAUACGCCAAAAUAGACAUUGGCGCCGCCACUAACGCUGACAAAUGCAGUGCUGCGCAAGACCUACUGGGAUGUAUGACUGGAAAGACGGGUACUGGUUGUGACGGAACGCAGGCAGCUGCAACCAUCCUGGCCACAGCUGAGAACGGCAUUGCACAAACCGUUGCAGAUGGAUACAGCUGCGCGCUGACCGAGAGUUGCAAGUGUGAAGUGACAUUCGGCAAAGCUGACACAACGAAUGAUGCUGCUUACUGCUCGGCUGGCUUGAACUACUUUGCUUGCCUCAGCGUUGCGACGGACGUCGGCUGUUCUGGAACCACCAACGCUGCACUUACGACAGCUUCCUUGGCAAAGAUUACUACCAUAAAUGGCUGUGCGCUGCCUGACACGUGUCAGUGUCAACAGACGUACACCACUAACGUCGCCGCUAAUUCAACUCAAGACUGCAGAUAUACGAUGAAUGCCCUGUCCUGCCUGUCUGCGACGACAUCAAAAAGUUGUGACAAUACGCAGACACAGUCAGAGGUUGCCAAUGGAUUUCAAACAAGGCUGGCCGGCCUAACGUCAGGGUCACCAUCCUGCUUCCAGACAGAGACCUGCAAGUGCCAGGUUGCGUAUGCUACAAGCGACACCACGUCAACAGCAAACAAGUGCACGGCUGGCAGAACGUUCAGCACGUGUCUCAGCAGUAUACAGAAUGACCAGGAUGUAGGCUGUGAUGACGUCACCCAGAAACAGUACCUGGUGCAAGGCCACGUCAGCCUCGUUCUACAAGCAUGUCGCGGAUGCUGCAUUUCACAUCCUUCAGUGGCAAUCAUACUCAUCUUGGCAAUCGCGACGUUGCUGUGGAAAUACUAAACCGGAAGUGACGCCACAUAGUUAUCGGAUAUGCAUUCUCAUAAAGGACAAUGGCAGUGAUAAUGGCCCCAGUAUUGACUGAUUGUACUUUUAACAAUCGAUUGUUUGUGAAGCAAUUCAUAUUUUUACAUUGGCACAAAUGUUUACCAUCUAAAAAUGUGUGUAUGGUAAUAUAAUUACUCUAAUUGAGAAGCACAUUACUUCGGUCAUUUUAUUUAUCCCAAAAUAAUAACGCAACUUUAGUUAAUUUCGACGAUGAUCAGUGAUCUAAUAUUGUUAUUUCCUGUACCUCUUUUACAAAGAAAAAUAUCUUUUUUUAUUUUCCUUUCGCGGUCUAAUAUGUGUGGUGUGGAAAAAAGUAUUUGUGAAAUAGUGUUAAUUCUAUUGUGUAUUUGUAUAUAGUGACUGUAAAAAUCCAACCUCGUGUGUAGAUAUACAUAUGUACAAAGUAUAUCAUGUACUUUAACAUGGAAUUACCAAACCAAUACAUUAACAAAUGACAAGUUACAAUGGUAAAAUAUAGUAUUUUUGCAUUUAUAAAACUUUAUGUAUCAAGACAAGAACAUGCCAACUUAAAAAGAUUUUUUUUUUCUAUCAGUUUCAAAUCUUUUCUUGAAAAACACGCCUUAUGCACUCGUCUUGCUGCUGAGCAUUAACGAUGCGUGAUAACUCCUAAAGCAGAUGUAUAGCUGUUCUCCUAUAUACACUUACCUAACCAUCCGUCCAGAAGGUGAAGCUUCAGCAGUAUUCUGUUCUGUGAUACCGGCAUGUAUUGAUGCAAGUCCAGCUGAGUCUGAUGCUAUUUGCAUCUUUUAAUGCUGCAAAUAUUUCCUCCGUUAUGACCAAUAUACAUUAAUGUUCUACACAUUUUCCAAUCCGAUCCGAUGUUAUAUCCGUCCUGGGAAUGUUACAUAUGUUAUUAAGUUAAUGUUAUUUGUGUUUUAAAGUCGUAUUGUGAACUAUUUUCCUAUUCAUGUAUUCAGAGAAUGUCCAAGAUUAAAAAUAAGACUCCAUAAGGGAGCGACCAUUUCAUAUCCGAUCGGAGGACUGGGACUGUCUGUGGUUUUAUCGAAAAAAUUAAUUGUUCCAGAAAAUUCUUGAAAACAAUGAUUAUGCUUCGGACUGUUGAAAAAGAAAAAUUGUCUGCCACAAAAAUGACAUUUUUGCCAAGUGUGUUUCUUAAAUAAAUCAUUCAGGCUACCUCCAAUAUGAAAUGGUCGGCACCUAAGUGAAAAAAUGUUAUUGAGAUAAAGCCUUACGAUCUCACAAUAAUGGUGUUAAUAUAAUAUGUCAAUGAAACGAAGUGUAUCAAAAUAGUAUGAUCAAUUUUCCAAUGUGGAACUUUUGAGAAACAAUAAUAAACUUGUUUGGGAGUCAGGCGCUAGGGCUUUAUGUCAAAUACGAAUUUUACCUGUAAACAAUAGUCUGUAGAGAGAAGCCUUACACCCGUGACUGUUGCAAUGUUUGCUGAUAGAUUAGCAACUUCCAAAGGGUUGAUUAAAACAAAUGCAAAUUUAAAAAUGAACAUAUUAAAUCCAUUUAAAUGAUUAUGGAAUCAUUCUUUUGAAAUUAAUUGUAUCGUGAUUAAAGUUAAUUUUGUAAUUAAAUUAUUCAUAUGUACGUUGUUGUUGGUACGUUACGAUGUACAUCCCCGGUAAACGUGUUAACAGCUUUAACACUGACAUUCCAUAUAUUAUACUGUGGCAGUCUCGAAUGACGUGAUCACUGAGGCAGUCAUUGUUGCAAUGUUUUCAUUCAAAUAAACUUUCUCUUUCAUA